Messenger RNA from Anguilla anguilla (European eel), 1799 nucleotides. It is a transcript of the gene syt5a, whose product is annotated as synaptotagmin Va. The coding region runs from base 112 to 1506 and encodes 464 amino acids. Lineage: Eukaryota; Metazoa; Chordata; Actinopteri; Anguilliformes; Anguillidae. The record is from RefSeq and is a predicted model, not a curated record. Gene Ontology annotation, cellular component: axon; dense core granule; synaptic vesicle membrane. The transcript has 10 exons. Gene Ontology annotation, biological process: synaptic vesicle endocytosis; cellular response to calcium ion; regulation of dopamine secretion. Gene Ontology annotation, molecular function: clathrin binding; calcium-dependent phospholipid binding; syntaxin binding.
GGGAGGUAGGAGAUAUGAGGUGGUGCAACAGAUUUUUCAGGCAAAGGUAUUCCCAAGACGACAAUAAAAGAGUCAAGAGAAUUGGGAGAGGAUAAAACUUUCUCGGCUGCGAUGCGAUUGGCCGCCACGGAACGCCGGCGGCGACGGACGGCAGAUCCGAGCGAGUGGGAACAGGAGCGGGAACAUAGACCGGAACAUGAGCGGGAACAUAGACCGGAACAUGAGUGGGAACAUGAGCAGGAACAUGAUUGGGAACACGAGCGGGAACAUAGGCCAGACCAUGAGUGGGAACACGGGCGGGAACAUAACCCGGAACACGAGAGGGAACAUGAGCUGGCCCCCACCCCACCCCAUCACCAUCACGGGCACAACUACGUACACAUGAAGAACAAGUUCCAAAAUGAGCAUGGGCAACUGCCAAACCACCAUAUGAAGAUGCCCAUGUGGGCGGUGGGCGCCCUCGUGGUGGUGGUGCUGGCGCUGGUGGGCUGCUUCACCUUCUGCGUCUUCAAGAAGUUCAUCAGCAAGAAGAAGAAGCCCAAGAAAGUGAGGGAGAGGAAGGCGGGGCACCGGCAGAAGGCUGGAGGAGAAGGAGAGAAGGAAGGAGAGAAGGAAGAGGGAGAUAAGAAAGAGGGAGAAGCAGAGAAGGAGAAGGAGAACUUGGGGAAGUUGGAGUUCACCCUGGACUACAACUUCACUGACUCCCAGCUCAUAGUGGGGAUUCUCCAGGCCCAGGAUCUGGCUGCCAUGGACAUGGGGGGGACCUCUGACCCCUACGUCAAGGUCUACAUGCUGCCCGACAAGAAGAAGAAAUUUGAGACUAAGAUUCAGCGCAAGAACCUCUGCCCUGUUUUCAACGAGACCUUCACCUUUAAGAUCCCCUAUGCUGAGCUGGGUGGCCAGACCCUGGUCUUGCAGGUCUACGACUUUGACCGCUUCUCCAAACACGACGUGAUCGGUGAGGUGAAAAUCCCCAUGAACAGCGUGGACCUGGCCCAGCCCAUGCACGAGUGGAGGGACCUGCAGAGCGGAGAAAAAGAGCAGCAAGAGAGGCUGGGCGACGUCUGCAUCUCCCUGCGCUACGUCCCCACGGCCGGCAAACUCACCGUCAACGUGAUGGAGGCCAAGAACCUCAAGAAGAUGGACGUGGGCGGUCUGUCAGAUCCCUUCGUGAAAGUGGUUCUCCAGCACAAUGGGAAAAGGAUUAAGAAGAAGAAGACCACGGUGAAGAAGAACACCCUCAACCCCUAUUUCAACGAGAGCUUCAGUUUUGAGGUUCCCUUCGAUCAGAUACAGAAAAUGCAAGUCAUCAUUACGGUCUACGACUACGACAAGCUGGGCAGCAAUGACGCCAUUGGCAAGACUUUCAUUGGCUACGGGGCCUCCGGCGUGGGGCUCCGCCAUUGGUCAGACAUGCUGGCCAAUCCCAGGCGCCCUAUAGCCCAGUGGCACACCCUCCAGCCUGAAGAGGAGGUGGACGCCCUCCUUAAGGGACCCCAUCGCUAAGCGACGCUACUCCCGGGGGUGUGUGAUACUAAUUGCCCCCCAUCCCCCCUUCAAAACAUCCAACCAUAUGGCAUUUCUUACCUUUGUUUCCAGCGUUCACGUUUACGUUUGUGAGAGAGUGUGUGUGUGUGUUUGUGCAUGUUUGCACAUAUGUGUGUUUGCGUGCAUGUGCAAAUAGGCUUAGAGAAGAGUAAAAUUUGAUUUCUUGGUUUCUAUGACUGAAAACAUUUUACAUGUGUCAUAAAACACCAAUUUGUGUAAACAAAUCUAAAUAAAUUACUGGUGUUAAGGGA